Histoplasma capsulatum G186AR is the source of this 372-nucleotide messenger RNA. RefSeq lists its product as uncharacterized. The transcript has 2 exons. The coding region runs from base 1 to 372 and encodes 123 amino acids. The record is from RefSeq and is a predicted model, not a curated record. Lineage: Eukaryota; Fungi; Ascomycota; Eurotiomycetes; Onygenales; Ajellomycetaceae.
AUGGCAGACCAAGGCUCCAGUAACAUUAGCGAUCAGAUAAAGAGCGCCACCCAACCAGAAAUGGCCCGAAGAAGUGGCUCUUUCACGCAAAAUCCAAAUACACUCCUCUCCAGAGCUACAUGGGUUAAUGUAACUGUGCUUGAUACAGGAGAUUCCAAGACUACAACCCAACCGCUUUCCGAGACGGUGCAGCAGGGUGCUGAGACUGCGAAAAAGAGUGCCCAGUCAGGGAUGGAAACAACAAAGGAUGCUGCAGCCAAGGCAUCAGAAGCUGCCUUGGGAGCACCUGGUAGCGGUAAGCCCAUCGUCUUAAGCCUUGUUGAUGGGGACAACUGGCUGACGGGAUCCGCUUUUGUUGUGCUCAUGAUGUAG